This is a messenger RNA of Sphaerulina musiva SO2202, 1610 nucleotides long. RefSeq lists its product as uncharacterized. NCBI's taxonomy places the organism in Eukaryota, Fungi, Ascomycota, Dothideomycetes, Mycosphaerellales, Mycosphaerellaceae. The transcript is spliced from 3 exons. The record is from RefSeq and is a predicted model, not a curated record. The annotation marks the transcript as partial.
AUCUUACUACCCUUUGCUGCUGCACACUUUUCCCACCAUUUCGACCACCACCUGCGCAACACCGAGCAAAUCUCGAAUCAGCUCUCACCUUUUUUCUUUCUUGAAGCUCAAAAGUGAACCUGGACACGUAAACUACUCGCGAGCAACAGAAGCUCCCGUCCUUCGUCGCAACCCCAGACCGAGCUCGAGAAAGGCAUCACACUCCUCCAAACGAACCUCGCGCUCCCGCUUUACACCUACCUACCUACAUACCACACACAAUGUCAGCUCAAGGCUACUAUCAAGGCGGAGGUCAGCCCCAAUACGGCCAACCGCAGUACCCUCCACAAUCGUACGGUCAACCGCAGUACGGUGGUUACCAGCAAGGUCCACCUCCAAUGCAGUACCAGCAAGGCUACCAACAGCAGGCGCCACCGCGACAAAAAAAGGAUCGAGGUUGCUUGGGUGCGUGUCUCGCGACGCUGUGCUGCUGUUUUGUGUGUGAAGAGGGCUGCGAGUGUUGCGCCGACUGCUGCGAGUGCUGUAUGGACUUCUGUUAGUUGGUCGUGUAUCUUGAGAUUGGGUCGCAUUACGUGCACGAUGUAGGAUACAUGUGAUGGAAGGGACGCGACUGUGGAGAUGGGUUGGUUGCGACGUUCUAUCGGAACAUGAUGCUCAAAUGGUAAACAACACAACAUCUUUCCGGCACUUUUCAUCAUUCAUCACUGCCGUUGCCACUGUUCCUUGCUCAAAAUGCCUCCUAAUAAGUUACCUUACGACAUCGAAGUACCCUUCCGUCGCCCGCUCCGAGAAGCCUUUCACCAUCUUGCGUGUGGCCUCGCCACUCACAGCUUCCAGGUGGUUGUGGUGUCAAUACCAAGCGUGAUCCCGGCUGACGGAUGCCUUGGCAAGGAAAAAUAUCAGCCUUACGGGUGGAGCUGGUGUGGCGGUGAUGUGGAUGUUACUAAGGUAAUGUGGAGCUCUUGGUGCUUGGCCGUUUCUCCGGUCGUCCUAGGAGGUAAGAGAGCGCAUGUACCCGUGAAAAUGCGUGUCGUUCCAAGGCCCCAGUACGGAGGGAGGUAGGUCCUCUCGCGGUGCGAUCAAGGUCGGACCAGAUAACUCCCGAGGGCUUUGUCAAACUUCUCUACACGGAUCGGCAUUUCCAUACUGUAAAAUGGAUUCUUCAUGACGAAGUCGCCAUAGAUCUCGUAACACCUUCGGACCACAAGAUCCGUAUUGGGCUGUUCGGGACUCGUAAAGAGCAGAAACUUGAUACCGGUAGGGCUUUGGUAGCAAGUCAGUCUGAAAUGACUGCUCUCCAGACUCUCAAUUCCGGUCGUGAGUGGUCUUCUGUUUCCUGGUACGGCUGGCGCGGGCGGCGCGGGGUUGAUGCUGCGCGAGAUGGCAUGAAUGCCAUGAAAGGUGCCGGCUAAGAUGAGGUAGUCAUUGGAGUCUAGCUUCUGCAAUCCAGGAGCAAAAGUGCGAUUGUAGACCAGGCCGCCAGCUUUGUUGAUGAUCAGGAGCGCGAAGACAACCAUAUCGGCGACAGUGGAGACGGCGGAACAAACUGUAAGCUCUUCAUAUAGUGGGUCGAGGUGGAUGAAUCCGAAUGGGUGUGGUCUCUCUCUUUC